Messenger RNA from Nannochloropsis gaditana CCMP526, 228 nucleotides. RefSeq lists its product as uncharacterized. The record is from RefSeq and is a predicted model, not a curated record. Bases 33 to 206 code for a protein of 57 amino acids. The transcript is spliced from 2 exons.
GUCACGCAAAUCACAGCCUUGUGGAGACAGCAAUGGGGGACGUGGAUGGCGUCGAGGCCUAUUUGGAGGCGCAGGUCGAUGAGAAGGUGGCCUCCAAAUCCUCCAAAGUACGCACCGAAGAGGCUAGGGACCGCGACUCCCGGCACAGGGACGAAGACAGGGGCGGGGGUCGAAGCAGGCGUUCCAGGUGUGUAAUUAGUGCGUGAAAAGGGAAUAGGUGUGGGAGGA